Molecule: messenger RNA, 2124 nt
Organism: Penicillium verrucosum
Lineage: Eukaryota; Fungi; Ascomycota; Eurotiomycetes; Eurotiales; Aspergillaceae
Exons: 4
Coding region: 1-2124 (707 amino acids)
Biological process (GO): DNA-templated transcription; regulation of DNA-templated transcription
Molecular function (GO): DNA-binding transcription factor activity, RNA polymerase II-specific; zinc ion binding; DNA binding
Source: RefSeq, a predicted model, not a curated record
AUGUAUGCCUUCCCCUUUCACCCUAAGGAAUCCAUUUUAUCCCCACCUGCAGCCCUAAGUAGCUUCUCUCGUCCAAUUACCUCUUGUCUGCCAUGUCGUAGUCGCAAGGUCAAAUGUGACCGCCGACAACCGCAAUGUUUGGUGUGUGAGCGAGGCGAAUAUGCCUGUUCUUACGUGUCGAAGCCCCAGUCGCCGGGGCUGGCCUCAGAGUCGGGCCGGAUCACCAAACUAAGCAGUGCCCCUAAGAUCUCUUCAUCCACGCUAGCGCGAAUCAAUCCUGGUCUUCAGCGUCUUGGUGACUUCAUGGCACAAGCGAAAGCAUAUGAGGCACCGGAGUAUAGUCCCUCGUCGCUGGACUCAUUCACACCUGCACAAUCGACACCCGCCCCUCAUAAUGCAUCACCUCCACGGCCGCAAUCGCAAGAAGAUGCACUGAUUCUCGAUAAUGGAGUCCCCCACUUCAUCUCCGGCAAACAUUGGGCCUGGAUGGCUGCAGAGGCGCUCGAAGAUGUUAUCUGGGACGCGGAUUCCCCUAUAGCUAAUGGUGCUACCUUCUGGCCCGAUACACGAGAGGAUUGUUAUUUGCUCCUGAAUGUUUUCCUGGCUAAUGUCGACCCGAUUCACCGAAUUGUCCAUCGGCCGAGUUUGGGCCGUCGGUUUGACACAUUUGUUCGCACCCAUUACCUUUUAGAGAACGAUCACAUCCCUAUCAUGACGGGGACUAGUAGCAAUAUGAUUUUCCACCCGAAUAACAUGGACCCAUUCGAGCCGCUGGCCAUGUCCAUCUUCUAUGCGGCCGUUAACAGUAUGAAGGAUACCGACAUGGUCACCGCGUUCGGCACUAAUAGGUCUUACCUCCUGAAUCGAUACCGCACGGGAACGGAAGUGCAUCUGAAACGGCAGAAAUUUAUGACCUCAAGGAGCUUUGAGGUUUUGCAGGCAUUUGUGAUUUUUCUGACCGCGCAAUAUCGGGAAGAUGACCUGGGAAAGGUAUGGCCGCUGACUGGACUGGCUAUUCGGAUGGCGACAGUCCACGGACUCCACCGGGACCCUUUAGCCCUACCGCUGGGCACGAUGGAUGUUAUACAGGUGGAGCUGCGCCGCCGCCUAUGGGCGCAAAUCUGCUACUUGGAUUUUCGCGCAGCGGAGGAUCAUGGGUUUGCACCUUCGAUUCACGGGUCGGACUUCGAUACACGUCGACCUGUCAGCCUAGAUGACGUCGAUCUGGUCGAAGGGGUGGCGCCCUCGGUUAGACUCUCGGAUGUCCCUAAAUUCACUGACAUGACCAUAUAUCUUCUUCGGACCACCGCAGUCCAGUAUUACGGGCGCAUUAUUCAGGUGACGCAUGCUUCGCGAAAGGGACUACGCACCAACCCCCGCGGUGUGGGCGAGGCCGAAGCAUUAACGGAGCUACUAGGCCUGUUCAACACUGCUGAGACUAUCGCCAGCGAGUUUGAGAAGGAUCUGGACGAUCUCGUUCGAUACUGUGAUAAGAGGGUGAGUAUGCAGUCAAUGGCCUUAGACUUGAAAAACCACUUGAAAUCCAAAUUCUGGGUCAUGUUCUGGAUUCAAAUCCCCCGACAAGAUCGUGAGAAGGUCAUCAGUCCCGCUAUGAGAAGAAAUAUAUUCGUCGAUGCCGCCACAGCCGUCGAGAACUGGUGUACAAUCGCCUCCAGCAAGGCCUGUGAACCCUUCCAAUGGCAUAUAUUCUCCCACGCCGGCUUCUACUUGAUUCUCUACGUACUCUCCGAACUCCGCAGUCCCGGCUUCCAAUCCCCGGAGUGGGCCGAUCUCUGUCAGCGAGGCCUCCAAUUAGCGAACGCCAUCUACGAGAUUCGGGGUCAGCAUACCACCGGUGCAUGGCCCGCAAUUAUUUGGUUGGUGAAUCGGAUUCGAUUCCAGCAGGGCCUCGGUUCUGGUAUCGCUAGCAACCAGCCAACUGGGACUGGUUUAUCUGAGAACAAUUCUCCCAUGUCGAAGGAGUCGUUUCCUGCUGCUCCUCCAGGCUCGGCUGUGAUAGGCCUUGAGACGACGGAUUUCAUGGGUCUGGUGAAUCUGGAGGAGUUCGAUUUUGCGGACUUCGCCAGUUUGGGUCCGAUGGGGUACCAUGGGUUGUCACAGUGA